AUGGCGCGCAAGCCUGUUCACCGGCCACUUCCCCCUCCGCCGGCGAAGCCCGCUUUAUCCGCCAUGGGCCGCCGGCCUCAGAUGAUGGCAAAGGAGCCAGCGAAGCGGCGAGCAUCUCUAGCGGAGGUGGCCGGUGCCACGACGGCGGGGUUCGCAGCGCUCUGUUGCUGUUGCCCAUGCGGCCUGGUGCACCUUCUCAUCGUGGUGGUGCUGAAGCUGCCUUUGGGUCUCGUGCGGCGGGCGCUACGGCUGAGGAGGAAUCGCUGGGCGGCGAGCACGAAGCCCAAAACCGGCCUUUGGAGGACGGAAGCCGGCGUCUUUCGCGGCGACGACGAUUUCAGUCUCUACCAUGGGGUCCUUCUGGCAAGGUCCAGCUUCAAUGAGACGUAUCCGGCGGAGUCGCCAUCGCCGGAGUUAGCGGAGCUGGAGAGGGAGAUGUUGGCGAAGUUCCACGCCGCCGGCUUUUGGCGGAGCCUUUCGCAAAGAUAA
Molecule: messenger RNA, 489 nt
Organism: Musa acuminata AAA Group (dessert banana)
Lineage: Eukaryota; Viridiplantae; Streptophyta; Magnoliopsida; Zingiberales; Musaceae
Exons: 1
Coding region: 1-489 (162 amino acids)
Source: RefSeq, a predicted model, not a curated record